GUACUCGAGUAGCAACACCACUAUAAACCACCACGAUGCCCGACAAGGAUGCUGGAACACCAAGAGUCUUUCUCGUCAGACACGGUAUGUACAUUUCUUCUCUCUGAGACUUCAUUUGCGUCUGCUUCUACCCCAACCCAAUAGCUCCACCACAGCCCAUGAAGUCUGACCUUAGUCCAGGGGAGACCGAAUGGACUAUCUCAGGUCGCUAUACCGGACGCAGCGAUCUUCCCCUAACACCCAACGGCGAAUCGCAAGUCGCCAGUUCCGCAAAAGUUAUUGUCGGUCCUGGGAAAAUCGUUGAUCCUUCGAAACUCGCCCGGUUGUUCAUCAGCCCAAGAACAAGAGCCCAACGCACAUUCGAAAUUCUGUUCGACGGGUCACAGCAGAAGGAUCUCAGAGAGAAAGCCGAGACGUCGGAGGAUAUACGGGAGUGGGAGUAUGGUACCUAUGAGGGUCUCUUGACUGCUCAGAUAAGGUCAGCUCGCAAGGAGAAAGGGCUAGAUAAGGAAAGGCCCUGGAACAUCUGGACGGAUGGAUGUGAAGAAGGCGAAUCCCCCGCCGAAGUUUCCGCACGGCUGGAUCGUAUCAUUAGCACAAUAAGGGAGAUCCAAGGCCCAUACAUGCACGGAGAACAGGGCGUGGACGUGCUAUUGAUUGCACACGGGCACAUCUUGAGGGCUUUCGCAAAACGCUGGAUUGGUUUCCCUCUGAGUACUAGUCUACCCAUGAUGUUGGAGCCUGGAGCCAUUGGAAUAUUAAGCUACGAGCAUCAUAAAGUUGAUGAGCCAGCGUUUCUCCUGGGUGUCAAUAUGGGGGCCAGCGAAUAG
Messenger RNA from Hymenoscyphus albidus, 830 nucleotides. The record is from the annotation of a GenBank genome assembly. Lineage: Eukaryota; Fungi; Ascomycota; Leotiomycetes; Helotiales; Helotiaceae.